Molecule: messenger RNA, 3309 nt
Organism: Malurus melanocephalus (red-backed fairy wren)
Lineage: Eukaryota; Metazoa; Chordata; Aves; Passeriformes; Maluridae
Gene: USO1
Product: USO1 vesicle transport factor
Exons: 25
Coding region: 56-2932 (958 amino acids)
Biological process (GO): vesicle fusion with Golgi apparatus; endoplasmic reticulum to Golgi vesicle-mediated transport; transcytosis
Cellular component (GO): ER to Golgi transport vesicle membrane; Golgi stack; endoplasmic reticulum
Molecular function (GO): protein binding
Source: RefSeq, a predicted model, not a curated record
CCGGGCGCUUCCGCGGGGGGAGCGGCAGCGGCGGGGCCGGCCGGGCCGAGCCGCCAUGAACUUCUUGCGGGGCGUCAUGGGCGGCCCCAGCGCCGGGCCGCAGCCCUCGGGGGCAGACACGAUCCAGAAGYUGUGUGACCGAGUGGCCUCCUCCACGUUGCUGGAUGACCGGAGGGAUGCUGUGCGCGCUCUCAAGUCCUUAUCCAAGAAAUACCGGCUGGAGGUCGGCAUCCAGGCCAUGGAACACCUGAUCCACGUUCUCCAGACAGACCGUUCAGAUUCUGAAAUAAUUGGCUAUGCUUUGGACACACUCUACAAUGUAAUAUCGAAUGACCUAGAAGAGGAGGAGCAAGAAGAAAACUCAGCAAAACAAGUUGAUGAUUUGGGGAGUCAGUUCACAGAGAUUUUCAUUAAACAGCAAGAAAAUGUCACUCUGCUGUUGACUCUGGUGGAGGAAUUUGAUUUCCAUGUUCGUUGGCCUGGAGUGAAGCUGCUGACAUCUUUAUUAAAGCAGCAAGGGCCUCAAGUGCAGCAGAUCAUUCUGGUCAGCCCCAUGGGUGUUUCCCGACUGAUGGAUUUACUAGCAGACUCCAGGGAAGUGAUCCGAAAUGAUGGAGUCCUGCUAUUACAGCAGUUGACCAAAAGUAAUGCAGCCAUCCAGAAGAUUGUUGCCUUUGAAAAUGCCUUUGAGAGACUUCUGGAUAUCAUCACAGAGGAAGGAAACAGCGAUGGAGGAAUAGUGGUGGAAGAUUGUCUCCUCCUCUUGCAAAACUUGUUGAAGAAUAACAAUUCCAAUCAGAAUUUCUUCAAGGAAGGUUCAUACAUUCAGCGAAUGAAGCCUUGGUUUGAGGUUGGAGAUGACAAUUGUGGGUGGAGUGCACAGAAAGUAACAAAUCUUCACCUGAUGCUGCAGCUGGUGCGGGUGCUGGUGUCCCCCACCAACCCUCCUGGUGCCACCAGCAGCUGUCAGAAGGCCAUGUUCCACUGUGGAUUGUUACAGCAGCUCUGCACCAUCCUCAUGGCCACCGGGGUUCCUGCUGACAUCCUGACUGAAACCAUCAAUACUGUGUCAGAGGUCAUCCGAGGAUGCCAGACAAAUCAAGACUACUUUGCCUCUGUAAAUGCACCUUCUAAUCCACCAAGGCCUGCCAUCGUGGUGCUGCUGAUGUCCAUGGUCAAUGAGAGGCAGCCCUUCGUGCUCCGCUGUGCUGUGCUCUACUGUUUCCAGUGCUUUCUGUACAAAAACCAAAAAGGACAAGGAGAGAUUGUCUCAACGCUGCUGCCAUCCACCAUUGACGCUACAGGUAACUCGGUSUCGGCGGGUCAGCUGCUCUGCGGGGGUCUCUUCUCCACGGACUCUCUGUCCAACUGGUGUGCAGCCGUGGCCCUGGCCCACGCCCUGCAGGAGAACGGCACGCUCAAGGAGCAGCUGCUGCGGGUGCAGCUGGCCACCAGCAUCGGCAACCCGCCCGUGUCACUGCUGCAGCAGUGCACCAACAUCCUGUCCCAGGGUGAUAAGAUCGACAGACGGGGCAGCAAAGUACAGACCAGAGUUGGACUGCUGAUGUUGCUUUGUACUUGGCUGAGCAACUGCUCCAUUGCUGUCACCCACUUCCUUCACAAUCCAGCCAAUGUUCCUUUUCUCACAGGGCAGAUAGCUGAAAACCUUGGAGAAGAGGAGCAGCUUGUCCAAGGCCUGUGUGCACUUUUGCUGGGCAUUUCCAUCUACUACAAUGACAAUUCYCUUGAGAACUACAGGAAAGAGAAACUGAAGCAGCUGAUUGAGAAGAGGAUUGGCAAAGAGAACUUUGUUGAGAAGCUUGGCUUCAUUAGCAAACAUGAACUUUAUUCCAGAGCUGCUCAGAAACCACAGCCUAGUUUCUCUAGCCCAGACCACAUGAUGUUUGACCACGAAUUUACCAAGCUGGUUAAGGAAUUGGAAGGUGUCAUAAGCAAAGCAAUUUACAAGUCCAGUGAGGAAGACAAAAAGGAAGAGGAGGUCAAGAAGACACUGGAACAGCAUGACAACAUUGUGACUCACUACAAAAAAGUCAUUAGAGAGCAGGACCAGGAGCUUGAAGAACUAAAACAACGAGUCAACACUUUAACAUCUCAAAACGAACAGCUCCAGGCUACAGUCACACAGCAAGUGUCCCAGAUCCAACAGCAUAAGGACCAGUACAAUCUCCUGAAAGUCCAGCUAGGAAAGGACACCCAGCAUCAUAAUUCCCAUGGUGACACAUUGCAGAUGAAUGGCAUUCAGACAGAAGAAGUCAGCAAAUUGAAAGAGGAGUUGGAAGAGUGGAAAAACAAGCAUGAGCUGCUGCAAGGGCAGUUAAGGGAAAAGGAUUCUGUGCUAGAAAAAUUGAACUCUUCCCAGCUGGAAAUGGCCACUACAGAGCAGUCUUCACAGACCAGCAGAUCUGGUGSCUUGGAGCACAGUAAUGAGCUACAGAAGGAGUUGGAAAUGCUCAGAAGUCAGAUACAACUGCAGUCUGCGGAGAUCUCGAAGCUUCAGAUGGAGAAUCAAAAGCUACAGAACACAACUGCAGAUCCCGUGGCAGGAGACAGUGGUGCAACAGCAGCAGCCAGCUCUGAACUGGAGGGACGSCUGGAGCAAGAAAUAAAAGAAUUGAAGAGUGCAGUCCAAGCCCUUUCUGAGGAGAAGGAAUCCCUGAAGCAGCACCUGGACUCAGCCAGCAGUACGGUUGCUAUACUGCAAGAUGAGAAAAGCAAACUGCAGCGAGAAGUUGCGGAAUCCAAGAAAGAACAGGACGAUCUGCUGGUGCUUCUGGCUGACCAGGAUCAGAAAAUAUCUGCACUGAAGAUCAAAUUGAAGGACCUUGGUGUACCGGUUGAAGAUGAAGAUGAUACUGAAUCUGGAGAUCAGGGGGAUGAAGAUGAGGAUGGGGAUGAAGAGGAGCAAGACUAGGAUGCUUGUUGUGUGUUACCAUGAGAACUAGACUGCCUUGYUUUUGGGGAAAAAUCUAUUACUGGUAUGCAAAGGAGAACAUCUGCUCAUGGGAAGCAGAUGGGGAAAUGACAACCAUGGGCCUAGUUACAAGUUACUCAAGUGUUGGCAAAUUGUUUGUGCUAGGUAAAGCAAACAAAAAAAUCACAGUUUUGGUUCUACAUGAAUAUCCCAAGUUGUAUUGUUUAGAAGUUGCUUCGGACACUGUUUAAAGCAGGGGAUGACAAUGUUGCUGCCUUGCUUCAUUGUCAUUGACAAUCCUGUGCAUUUGUCUAUGGUUUUAACUUUCUUGAGGUCUUAAUAUAAAGAAAUCCCAAAGUAUUUAGUUUAACAUCUGU